This is a messenger RNA of Vespula pensylvanica (western yellowjacket), 650 nucleotides long. It is a transcript of the gene mRpS18B, whose product is annotated as 28S ribosomal protein S18b, mitochondrial. The record is from RefSeq and is a predicted model, not a curated record. Gene Ontology annotation, cellular component: mitochondrion; ribosome. Gene Ontology annotation, molecular function: structural constituent of ribosome. Bases 60 to 650 code for a protein of 196 amino acids. Gene Ontology annotation, biological process: mitochondrial translation. The transcript has 5 exons. Lineage: Eukaryota; Metazoa; Arthropoda; Insecta; Hymenoptera; Vespidae.
UUGAAAUCUUUUAACCUAUUGCGUAUUUAAUUAAUAAAUCAUUAUUAGAAUAUAACAACAUGUCAUUGCUCAUUAGGGUAUUAGGUUUAACCAGAACAUCGUUGCAAUCUACAUUAACCAAAAGAAAAGUACCUAGAAGAUUGAUCUCUUCUUCACACACGUGCUAUCAAGAGGAAAAUAAUGAUACUGAAAAUAAUAAAGAAAAUACAAUAGAUCCUUCUAAAGAUAGAAGACAAAUUAUUCCUGUUGAAACUAGUAUUGAAUACAUGUUAAGCAGUGCUUAUAAACAAACUUAUGGGGAUGAUCCUGUAUGGACAAAAUAUAGAAGAAAUCAUAAAGGACAAUUUCCUCCUAGAAAAACAAGAAAAACAUGCAUAAGAGCAGGUAUAAUAAGUUGUGGUAGUCCUUGUCCGAUAUGCAGAGAUGAAUAUUUAAUCUUGGAUCAUAGAAAUGUUAAAUUGUUAGAACAAUUCAUUUCUAAAUAUACAGGUGAAAUACUACAUUACAGCAAAACUGGCAUUUGUCAAAAAAAAUACAAAGAACUUCUUAUAGCUGUGAUUAAAGCUAAAGAUUAUGGUACUUUAACGCUUGAUGUACCACUUAGGGAAUACGAUUAUUCAGAGUGGUAUAGCGAACAAAAACAAAUAUAA